AUGAAGAUGGACCGCGGGCCCAGCUACACCGAGUACGAGGACGUCGUCCGGGAGUCCGGAGACAAUACUGGACAGCCAGCACACAGUUCGGAGGGACUUGUGAAGCGCAUCAAUGUACCCAUUGUCACGGGGCGGAUCAUGGACCGGAAGGACAAGAUGUUCCAGCGCUCGAAGGGGCAGUGGAACAUUCGUCGUCAAAAGGUGCCCAACUACUGGAAGCUUUACAUGCAGGACCCGUUCCAUACUGUUGUCAACAUGCGGUUGAGCAAAGUGCUUGGGUCGCUCGUCUUUGCGUAUAUCGUUGUGAUCGUCCUAUUCGGAGCAUUGUACAUGACGCCCCCGGACCAUUGCAAGCUCGCUAUCAGCUCGUUCUUUGGUGGUUUCUCCUUCUCCGUGUCAGUGCUGUUCACCAUUGGUUUCGGCACGAACGGCGGAGACGUGUUUUUUGGCGAGUGUAUCUGGGUGCAGACGAUCAUCACGCUCGAGUCCUUCUGCGGCAUCUUGCUCGAUGCACUGGCCAUUGGCAUCAUCUUCCAGCGGUUUUCACGCGCUCAGGCACGGGCCAACACCAUUGUCAUGAGCACGCACGCUUGUGCUCGUCGCAUUCGCGGCAACUUGUACUUCAUGUUCCAGGUGUGUGAGAUGCGCAAGCAUCAGCUUGUGGAGGCUCAUGUGCGCAUGUACGCCAUCCGCCACGACGUGGAGUUCGGCGAGCACUACUAUUUCCAGUCGUAUCCGAUGCGUAUCCAGCACCCAGAUGACGACCUCGGUGGCAUGAUGUUGCUGGCGCUACCUUCCGUCGUGGUGCAUCGCAUGGACGCCUGGAGCCCACUGCUCCGGCCGAAGAGCGCGGAUACGUGUGGUGUGCACCACAAUCCCGCCAGAAGCUACUUGUUUCCGGAACCGCUGUGCCGUGCGGCUGACGCACAGACUGGAGACCGCGAUGGGUCCGUGCAAGUUGUCACAAAGUCAGAGCACAACACGUGCCGUUGCGCGGGUAACAAUGCCGCUGCGAGCGACGUGCACGUUGAAGCGCAGCUGCCGUCUGUUGAAGAGAUCAAGCAGUACUGGGCCGAGUCUCAGAUGGAGGUGGUGGUGCUUGUCGAAGGUAUUGACGCCGUCACGUCGACAACGAUCCAAGUGCGGCAUUCGUACAAGGCCGAAGACAUUAUGUUUGACCACCGCCACGUGAACUGCGUCGAUGUGGAUCCAGCGACGGGCGGCGCUGUGAUUGACUUCAACCGCUUUCAUAAGACAGCGCCUGUGGAUCCCGAGUGCAACAAGGUGGCCGGCAGCUUUUACUGA
This is a messenger RNA of Hyaloperonospora brassicae, 1305 nucleotides long. The record is from the annotation of a GenBank genome assembly. NCBI's taxonomy places the organism in Eukaryota, Oomycota, Peronosporomycetes, Peronosporales, Peronosporaceae.